Messenger RNA from Aplosporella prunicola CBS 121167, 1987 nucleotides. RefSeq lists its product as uncharacterized. The transcript is spliced from 4 exons. The coding region runs from base 189 to 1865 and encodes 558 amino acids. Gene Ontology annotation, molecular function: oxidoreductase activity, acting on the CH-CH group of donors; flavin adenine dinucleotide binding. NCBI's taxonomy places the organism in Eukaryota, Fungi, Ascomycota, Dothideomycetes, Botryosphaeriales, Aplosporellaceae. The record is from RefSeq and is a predicted model, not a curated record.
AAAAGAUGCAAUCACAAGCCCCUCUGACAGCUCGGCCCCUCUGCGGCUCCCCCGGAUUUCCGCCCUUCCGGGGUGACUUACGUGGGCGGCUUGACAUGUGAAAGAGGCCCUGUCCACCGAGCGCUGUGGUACUUAUCCCGUCUCUCUCAGCUCCACUCUUCUCGAACAACCCCAAAUCUUUGUUCAACAUGGCCAAGACAUUCUCAAAGGAUGACGUUGCCUCUCACAACAAGCCCGAUAACCUCUGGAUCAUCGUCGACGAGGAUGUCUACGACCUGAGCAAGUUCCAGGACGAGCACCCUGGCGGAAAGAAGAUCCUCCAGCGUGUUGCCGGUAAAGAUGCUUCUAAGCAGUUUUGGAAAUACCACAAUGAGAGUAUCUUGAAGAAGUACCAGAAGCAGCUCCAAGUCGGCUCCCUCGACAGCAAGCCCAAGCCCGCUGCUCCCCCCACACCACCAGCUACUCCCCCGGUAGAAGCUAAGAAGGAGGCUGCCAAGCCAAAGGCCGAGUCUGGCACUCUUUCUGUGACACCGGGCCCGGCGGCAGCGGGAGAGGUUGAAGCGCCUGAAGCGCUCGAUUCAUAUGGCGACUUGGUGCCGUUCGCGGACCCCUCGUGGUACCAAUCUUAUCACUCCCCCUACUUCAACCAGUCGCACGCCGACCUCCGCGCCGAAGUCCGCGAAUGGGUAGAAUCCGAGAUUAUUCCCAACGUCGGCGAGUGGGAAGAGGGCAAGCGUGUGUCUGAGGAUAUAUACAAACAGAUGGGACAGCGCGGGUAUCUUGCAGGCCUUAUAGGCGUGCACCCUUUCCCGACCCACUUGACGGAUAAGCGGAUUGCUAGCGUGCCUCCUGAGAAGUGGGAUCUCUUUCACGAGAUGCUACUAACGGAUGAAAUCUCGCGUGCUGGCUCUGGCGGUCUGGUCUGGAACUUGAUCGGUGGUUUCGGUAUCGGCUGUCCCCCGCUUGUCAAGCACGGAAAGAAGCCUCUGAUUGACCGAAUCCUGCCCGGUAUCCUGAACGGUGACAAGCGUAUUUGCUUGGCCAUCACUGAACCUGAUGCUGGUAGCGAUGUCGCCAAUCUCACGUGCGAAGCCAAACUUUCCGAAGACGGCAAGCACUACAUUGUGAAUGGCGAGAAGAAAUGGAUUACCAACGGCAUCUGGUCCGACUACUUCACGACCGCGGUACGGACGAGCGACAAGGGCAUGAACGGCGUUAGCUUGCUGCUGAUCGAGCGAUCCUUCGGCGGCGUCAGCACACGGCGCAUGGACUGCCAGGGCGUGUGGUCGUCAGGCACGACGUACAUCACAUUCGAAGACGUCAAAGUGCCUGUAGAGAACCUGCUCGGCAGAGAGAACCAGGGCUUCAAAGCCAUCAUGACGAACUUCAACCACGAGCGCAUCGGCAUAAUCAUCCAAUGCAUACGCUUCAGCCGGGUGUGCUACGAAGACAGCGUCAAGUACGCGCAUAAGCGGCGCACGUUUGGCAAGCGGCUGAUCGACCACCCGGUGAUCCGGCUGAAGCUCGCGCACAUGGCGCGCCAGAUCGAGGCCAGCUACAGCUGGCUGGAGAACAUGGUGUUCCAGUGCCAGCGCAUGAGCGAUAUGGAGGCGAUGCUCAAGCUGGGCGGCGCCAUUGCCGGCCUCAAGGCCCAGGCCACCACGACGUUUGAGUUUUGCGCCCGCGAGGCCAGCCAGAUCUUUGGUGGGCUGAGCUACUCGAGGGGUGGACAGGCGGCAAGGGUGGAGAGGCUGUAUAGGGAUGUGCGCGCGUACGCGAUCCCGGGUGGCUCGGAGGAGAUUAUGCUCGAUUUGAGUAUCAGGCAGUCGUUGAGGGUGAACAAGGUGUUGGGGAUGAAGCUAUAGAUUGGUUGAUGGGUGGUUAUGUGAAUAGUGAGGGUUUGAAGGGAAGCCUUGGUUGGCUAACGAUGGAUUGGUCCUGGGGAGUUUAUACCAGCAGCUUGCUGCGAAUUCAGGUUCUUUGACAU